Molecule: messenger RNA, 3624 nt
Organism: Lactuca saligna
Lineage: Eukaryota; Viridiplantae; Streptophyta; Magnoliopsida; Asterales; Asteraceae
Source: the annotation of a GenBank genome assembly
AUGGCCGACGCUUUAGUUAAUGUUGCUGCCGAGGCGAUCCUGAAAAAGUUAGCAUCCAUAGCUGUCAACGAAGUCGCCCUUGCUUGGGGUUACAAAGAGAAGUUGUACACACUUGAAGGGACCUUGAAAAUGAUUCGUGCCAAGUUACAGGAUGCCGAGAAUCAGAAAGGUCAAAAACAUAGUGUGAUGGAGUGGCUGAAACAGCUAAAAGAGGUGGUUGCUGAAGCUGAUGAUGUAGUCGAUGAGGUUCACUACGAAAUGUUGAGGCGUGAGGUAAAGAAGCGAGAUCGGGUGGCAAUAAAGGUACCCUCUCUCCCAAGCUUGAAAAAGCUUUUCUUUCGUAGUGAAAUGGGUCAUAAAAUCAAAAACAUUAACGAAAAGUUGUCUCAAAUCAAUAAACAAGCAAACGAGUUGGGACUACAAAAUGAACAGCCUGGCCCUGUUGUUCAAUAUCGCCCCUACCUGGAGACAGAUCCAAAUUUAGGCGAAUUCAAAAUUGUUGGGAGGGAGGAUGAGGAAGAACGCAUCAUACACCUUUUAACCGAGUUAAGAAAAGAAGAAAAACUUACGAUUGUUCCUAUUGUGGGAAUGGGCGGGAUGGGGAAGACCACUCUGGCUAAGUCCGUAUACAAUAAUCCAAAAAUCCAGCAACAUUUUGAUGUGAAAGCUUGGUUGUGUGUGUCGGUUAAGGUUGAUAUCAACACACUUCUCGUAAAGAUCUAUGAAUCUGUUGCAGGAGAGAAACCUAAGUUGGAAACAAUGGUCAAUUUAGUUCGAGAUCUUGAAUUGAAGUUGGGUUCAAAAAGAUAUUUGCUAGUCCUGGAUGAUGUCUGGGAUGAACAGAGAUUAUAUUGGGAAGACUUUAGGAGUGUUAUGAUAAAUGUGAAGUCCCAAAUUGGAAGUAGCAUUCUUGUUACUACCCGGAAACUUGACAUCGGAACUAAGGCUAUGGCGAUGGAUUCAUGUCCUUUAAAAGGUCUUUCUAGUGAUCAUUGUUGGUACAUCUUUAAAGAGAGAGCGUUUCUACCAGGUCAAUCACCACUAACCGAAUUGGAGGAGAUAGGGCGUGAUAUUGUGAAAAAGUGUGGUGGUUUACCGUUGCUAGUAAAGGUAAUAGGAGGCAUGUUGCAAAAUUACAAUGACCAAGAAAAGUGGUUGUCCAUCAAAAAUAGCAAAGUCUGGGAUCUAGAAGAUGAAAGGGAUAGAGUUGAAAAAAGCUUGCAACUAAGCUUUGAUAAUCUUCCUAAUUCUAUGGCUAAGCAAUGCUUUGCAUAUUGUUCCAUCUUUAAGAAAGAUACACUCAUGAAAAAGGAAGAACUGAUCCAACUUUGGAUGGCUUUUGGGUUGGUUCAAGCAGAUGAGGAAAAAGACAAGGAGGUGGAUGAUGUGGGAAAUGAUAUUUUUCAAAUUUUGGUUAGCAAUUCAUUGUUCCAAGAUGUUGAAAGGGAUGAGCUGUAUGGUCACAUCACUUGUAGCAUGCAUGAUCUGGUGCAUGAUCUUUCAUUAUCACUUUCAAAACAUGAAAGCUUAUGUCUGGUGGAUGCGACAAAUGAUGACAUUACAUGUAUCCCUCAGGUUAAACAUCUCGCAUUUUACCAAGAACAGAACUAUAAAUUGGCAGCGGAGGUUUCUAUGUUCAUUGAAAGGAAGAUGGUGGCUAGAACUUUGCAUACAUUGUUCAUCAAAGGUGAAGUUGGGAAGACGUUUUCAUUUCAACGAUUAAAGUGCAUACGCAUCCUAAAACUCAACAAAGAUAGUAUUGAGAAGUUAGACGAUUCAAUUGGAGAGUUGGUGCAUCUUAGGUAUCUUGAUUUGUCAAAGACGUAUAUUAGUGUUCUUCCUAAAUCUAUUGGUAAACUAUACCACUUGCAAACUCUGAAGUUGCACAAUUGCUAUCAUGUCAACAAGUUUCCAAAAACUAUGAGAAAUUUGAUAAGCCUGCGAUAUUUCAUUUAUGACCAAAACAUUCCCACCAAUAUUGUGGGACAAUGGACUCUUAUCCGAAAAUUGCCUUCCGUCAAAGUGCUUAGAAGGAAGGGACAUGGUAUUGAAGAGCUACGCCAUUUGAAUAACCUUACUGGAAAGCUCUGUAUUGUCGAUCUAGAAAAUGUUAGGAGCAAAGAGGAUGCUGUCAAGGCAGAUUUAUCGAGAAAGAAAAAUUUAUACGAUAUUGAGUUCAAUUGGAGUGGGAAUGAUCAAGGCUCCAACAGAGUUGCUGACAAGGAUGUAUUGGAAGGCUUGCAGCCCCCUGGAGGUGUUAAGAUAUUGAGAAUUAUAAAUUUUUGUGGUGAUAAUUUUCCAGAUUGGGUAACGAAGAUGGCAAUCCAUAUCGAACGGAAAUGGACUCCCCUUGACAAGCUGGUGGAGAUCAGAUUAUAUGGAUGUAGCAGCUGCCUCUCUUUUCCAACCCUUGAGCACCUUCCACAUCUUCGGGAUCUUUGGUUGGGAGGUAUGGACAGCUUGACAUGCUUAAGGAGUUCCAGUGUUACCGGAUCAAACAAGCCUUUGUCUCCAUCGUUGAGAUUGCUCUGGUUAAUGGGUAUGAAAAAGCUGGAAAAGUGGAUAGAUGGAGAACCCAACAGCUCAAAAAUGAUAUCCCCUGUCCUUGAGAAGUUGGUCAUUUGGAGGUGCCCAAAUAUGAUUCUCUUAGAUGAAUGCCAUCCCCAUCCUCUUGUUUCUUUAAUUAUCCAGAACUGCACUGGUCUGGCGUCCAUUAAGAGCAUACAAGGCCUUACAUCUCUUGAAUCUUUAUCUAUCAAGAGGUGCCCGUCAAUCACAUUAUCUGACUGUAGGAGCUGCCUCUGUCUUCCGACGCUUGAGAACCUGCCACAUCUUCGGGAUCUUGAGUUGGAGGAUAUAGACAGCUUGACAUGCUUAAGUAUUCCCGAUGUUACUGGAUCAAAAAAGCCUUUGUCUCCAUCGUUAAGAUCGCUGAAACUAUCGCGUAUGUUCAGCCUGGAAAAGUGGAUAGAUGGAGCAACCAAUAGCUCAACAAUGAUAUCGCCUGUCCUCGAGAAGUUGGAGAUUACUCAUUGCCCAAAGAUUAUUCUCUUAGAUGAGUGCCAUCCCCAUCCUCUUGUUUCCUUAGAAAUUAGAGCCUGCACAGGUCUGGUGUCUAUUAAGAGCAUACAAGGCCUCACAUCUCUCGAAUCUUUAAAAAUUGCCAUGUGUCCUAGUCUUUCAGAAAUAACCAAUUUACCCAACCAGUGUCAUUCUUUGAAUACUUUGCAAAUUAUCCAUUGCGACAAACUGACUUCCUUGCCUCACAAAAUGUUUGACUGUUUUGCCUUCUUAAAUGAGUUGAGAGUUGGUCCGUUCUCAAAGGAGCUCGAUUCUUUCCCAAGUCUCCAAGGCAUCGAGAAGUUAAGUAACCACCUUCACUCGUUAGAAUUGAGAGGUUGGGAUCAUUGGGAGUUGAUACCUGAAGAAAUACAACACCUCACCUCACUGUCUUGGUUACACAUAGAUGGAUUUGGAAUACAAGAACUGCCCAUGUGGUUAGCCAGCAUGUCAUCUAUCCGACAUUUGAAUUUCCAUGAAUGCAAGGGGCUAAAUAAAGAAACAGUUAGACGGGGAGCACCACAGGAAGCAACUGAUGUCACACUAAAUAAUAAACUAUGUUAA